Lytechinus variegatus (green sea urchin) is the source of this 2195-nucleotide messenger RNA. RefSeq names its product putative nuclease HARBI1. The record is from RefSeq and is a predicted model, not a curated record. The transcript has 4 exons. The coding region runs from base 282 to 1316 and encodes 344 amino acids. Lineage: Eukaryota; Metazoa; Echinodermata; Echinoidea; Temnopleuroida; Toxopneustidae.
GGGUGUUUCAUAAAGCUGUUCGUAAGUGCCAGAGUUGUGCGUAAGUGCCCUGAGUUGUGCGUAAGUGCCCAGAGUUGUGCGUAAGUACUCCGAGUUGUGCGUAAGGUUGUGCGUAAAGUCGUGCGUAAAGAUACGAACAACUCGGUCCGUUUCAUAAAGGUUUGAGUUGUGCGUAAGUCCAAAAAGUCAUGCGUAACUUUACGAUAGGUUUGGGCUGUUCUUAACUUCAAGAGGUUGUUCGUAAAGUUGUGCGUAAGUGCAGUCAUAGUCAUAGCAACAAAAUGGCUGCAAGAAGGAGGAGGGUUUUCCUGCCAAGAGAGGAUCCAUUUGAUGGCCUGGAUGACAGGAAAAUCAAGAAAGCUUAUCGGUUUACGAGGAAUGGGAUCCUGCACAUUGUAGACAUCAUAAGGGCAGACUUGGAGCACAGAACUCAUCGAAAUAGAGCAUUGCCAGUGCUACUCCAAGUCUGCAUUGCUCUAAUGUACUAUGCUGGGGGCACGUUGCUGUACCAAAUCGCACGUGCCCACAAAGUGAGCAAUGCUUCCGUGAGUAGGUGUAUUCGGAACGUGACGUUGGCACUAGUUCGACGAAGAAGCGAGUUCAUCAAAUUCCCUACCGGAGCUGAGGCUGAUCGGGUGAAGAAUGAUUUCUUCGUGAUAGCAGGUUUCCCGAGUGUUUUGGGAGCUGUGGAUUGCACGCACGUCGGCUUGAAUUCUGCAGUUCUCGGGGAAAACGAAGCAAUUUACGUGAACAGAAAGUUUCGGCACUCCAUAAAUGUGCAGAUGGUUUGCGACGCAAAAUACGUCAUUACCAACGUCGUCGCAAGAUGGCCCGGAUCAGUCCAUGAUGCACGAAUCCUUAACAUGAGCCACCUUGGAGAGUUUCUGCAAAACAGAAGGGAAAGUGGUUAUCUCUUGGGAGACAGUGGCUACCCCCUAAGACGAUGGAUUCAAACCCCAUUUGGUCAAGACAAAGAUGACACACCUGCGAAGAAAGCCUAUAACAGGGCACAUGCACGGACACGAUGUUUGAUUGAAAUGACGUUUGGACAGCUGAAAAACAAGUUCAGGUGCUUGAAGGGGCAUGGGAUGCAGAUGGAACCAAGGAGAGUCUGUGAUGUUGUUGUUGCAUGUGCAGUCUUGUACAACAUAGCUAAGUUAUUAAAUGAACCACCAGACGAAGAAGAAGAAGCGGAUCAACAGCCUGAAAAUGAAGAGGGAAGAAAUGAUGAAGUCAAUGUGGAAGAAAAUGAUGAUCAUGAGUACCAGGUUGGCCAGAUGGUACAAAUGGAUAUUGUUAAUGAUUUCUUUACAUAGUCUAAUUCAUAUAUAUUUCUUUCAGACCAAGACCUGACCCAAACGUAAAAUUGACAAAUCAUAUACCGAUUAAAAGCUUAUAAACUACUGAAUAAACAAUGUACCGGUAAUUUUUUUCACCACCGAGCAGUUGAAUAUUUUGCUUUAGAAUAGCUCUAAUUAUUGUGCUUUUCAUCGGCCUAAAAAUUGUGAAGUAAUGUUGUGAUUAGGUUUGUACACAUAAAAACUGAAAUAUUGUCAGUGCCUUUUUCCUCUCCAAAUGAAGGUGAAUAUAUAAAUCUGGAAAUUAAAAAAAAUCAACAAUUUUUUCUGUGUAAAAACCUUUGUAAUCCUAACACUCCUGACACCACAUGAUUCAAACUGUUAAAAAAAUCAAUAAAGUCUUUUUAGGCAAUAUACUCUGCUGUCUAGCAGUGAAUAUCAGACUUACAACAUUGCACUAUGUAAUUCCCACUUGUAAAUUUAACUUCAAUCUUGGUCUUUAAGUUAUGUGUUCAGGUACAUUGCAGACUCUCUUUGGUACCUUUGAUUAAUGUAGAAAGUUGAUAACAUAAUCCCAAUUGUAAUUGAGGGUUGGCGGUUGGGGAAUAUAAUUAGUCUCAUUGAAUGCAUUACAUACUUUUUAUCAAUAUCAUAGCAUAAUAUCAAUCACUAAGGGUUGGUCAUUAUUAUUACCAGUAACACUUUCAUUUUCUAGAUGUGAUUUAAUUGCAAAUGUCAUCUAUUGCUUACCGUGAAUUAUGUAAUCCAUUACUUUUGUGAUAAUUAUUUGGAACCCGUAUGAUGUUUAACUGAUAGCUAUUUAUUGAAUAAAAGAAGUAUGAGCAUUGUGACAGCAACUUUUAAUGACAGUUUCAUGUCACCAUAUUGAAUAAACAG